AUGGCCACACCGCCGCUACUCUGCGCGAACUGUCCUCCCGAUGGUAACCAUUGCCAUGAAGUAGGAAAGUCUAGCUGUGGCAAUUGCCGUCUCGUGGUCUACUGUGGCUCCGAGUGUCAGAAAGCCCAUUGGUAUCUCCACAGACUGGAUUGCAAGUCAUUCCUUGCCAAUAAAAACUGGAUUCCAGACUGGGCCCUUACGAACCGGACACCAGCAUUCGUCGGAGAAGGAACAGGUUCCGUCGUUGGAGGUAAAAAGUAUUUAUGGGGAAAUGUUCCAGCCCUUGAUGUCCUUCAACUUGGCGCGAACGAAGGAGACAAGUAUCAAGGCAAUUUGAGCUUGUUGUUUGCAGCUUCCGGUGACAUGCGAAACGUUGUCAAGACUAUCGCUGAACUUCCUUCGACCUACGAUCGGGACCUCGACAUUGUCAUGAAUGACCGUGACCUCGAUGUAGUUGCACGCAAUGUUAUUCUUCUCCUUCUGGCGCUCACAGCUGAAGGAAAGGACGAAACUAUCGAUUGCAUGAUCCACGUUUGGUACUCAGCCUUUAUCCGCAAGUCUGAUCUUGAAAUUCUCAAGCAAAGAGUACUACCUCUCAUUGAAGAUGUUUGUGACAACAUUAAAGGUAAACUAGCCAAGACCAUGGUUGAAAAGACUUGGACGUUUGGUCAACAACGGUCUCUGAAGCUUGGCCUUGCGAAGUCGUCAUGGGAAGGCAUCUUGGGCUUCAUGAAAGUUCCUGAUGGAUUAACAACAGAAAAGGCGAACAAGAUACGCAUGGAUGUCACACUUCACGAGUCGGGACGGGAUUACCGAGAUCGCUCUUUUCUAUUUUUGCCUCCCGCACAUCGACUUGGAAGACAGCGAUUCCGAGAGGAUGGACUUUUACUCCCCUUUGGGACUUGUCGUAGUGAGUUCCAGCUGCCAAACCCGACGUUCUUCAAGAGUACCGACAGCUGGCCGUUGCAUGGCGGCUCCGAUCCUUUGCACGGCUGGUCUAUGAAGGACAUUGAGGCAACUUCUACUGGACCUGCAACCUCGGAUAUCUACGGCAAGCUCUUUCAUCAUCUCAGGUCUUUGUUGAAAGGAUUUCUAGAGCGCAUGGAGAGAUCAACUAUGUCAUUCAGACUUCUUCAAAUGGAUGCAAUCGAUCUUCCCAAUCAUCUCGCCAAACAACGUUUUGAUCGCAUAGAGGUGUCUAACAUCUCGGAUGGCGCGUAUAUUGGUAUCAAUACGACCGUCAGUAUCUUGUCACCAGUACUCGAACCACCGUCUGUCAACCCUCACGCGACCCUCAUCACUCUGUUCAUGAACCUUGUGGACGAGAAUGUGACCCGGGAAGAACAAAUAGCCGAUGUAGAUGCGGAAAGCCCAUCGUCAAAGUGCCUUAGUCAAUUCCUCCCACUCACAACUCUGCGGAUCGGUCACUAUGAUCCCGGCGUUACCAAGCUCGUACACGCUCGCGACCAUGCUAGGGACUUUGAUUACGUAUUUGAAAGGAUUUCACAGAUGCUCCAGUUGUCUGAAUACCCUCGUUAUAUGGGGGUAGCGAUCAAGGAAAAGCAUACCAUUGUCGAGAAAUGGCCAUUCCGCCUCAAACUCAAACCUGAGCAGAAAGGAUCCAAGGAGGAAUUUGACCUUUUGAUGAGAGGCAGUACAAGUGGAAAGGAGCUGUACCUUGAAUGGAAGCGGAUUUUAGGCUAG
This is a messenger RNA of Fusarium poae, 1704 nucleotides long. RefSeq lists its product as uncharacterized. The coding region runs from base 1 to 1704 and encodes 567 amino acids. The transcript is spliced from 6 exons. The record is from RefSeq and is a predicted model, not a curated record. Lineage: Eukaryota; Fungi; Ascomycota; Sordariomycetes; Hypocreales; Nectriaceae.